CCACCGCCUAAGGGCUUCCACAUCCUUGGUCUCUUCAGACUUUCAUCCCCACCACAAUUACUCCAAUAAAUUACUGUCAUCCCCAAAUCUAUAACUGGAAACUGAGGCUCAGGAAGGAGACACGACUUCUACAAAAUCACAAAGUUGGGAAACCUGGAAUCUGGACUCAAUUGAUCUGCAAACGGAACUCUCAGAGACUUCACUCCGAGGUCAGAUUCUCAGGCCAGGUCCUGAAGUUUGCGACCUUGGCGAAAUGCGCUUUCCUUGACUCAGCACCCGCGGGUGAAGCGGAGCCAAGCCCUGAGCAGAAGAGUUUUCUUCCCAGCUGAAGAGACAGCUCAGCCUAGACCCCAGGCCUGGCACUGGACACCCCUGCUGUGGAAACGUGCAGAUUGAGAUGGACAGGAUUCCUAACCUGCGCAGGAUCCGAGUUUGGAGAGAUUGGCGUGAAGCUUUAGCAGCCAUGCCCGAUUCCUGUAUAGCCGCAACUGGGUUUCUAAGCUUCUAGGGAAGAAGGACUGGGCCCAGGAGCCCCUGAGCAACCCCCAGGUUGGGGACUGGUGGAGUAUCAGAGCCUCCACGACUCGUUUGUCUCGGUCUCACCCACUUAAACUCUCGGGGUCUCUCCGCCUGUUGCUGCCUGCGUUUCUCUGCCCCUGACGCUCUAAGCUUUCUGCUUUCUGCGUGUCUCUCAGCCUCUUUCAGUCCCUCUCUCACCGUCUCACUCUCUCAGCUCUGUGCCCCCAGUGACUUGCCUCUCUCCAAAUCUCUCGCGACCUGAUUUCUACACCCGCUCUAACCCUGGGUCCCCCACAAAGCAGGGGACAGAAGAGUACUCAACGACAGCUCAGUGCCGGUGCUCCCGAGCGGCAGAAAGUUCCGGUCACCUCCUGCCGCUUGGGUUGGGCGAAGCCAGGACCGUGCCGCGUCCCUGCCAGGAUAUGGAGCUACUGUCACCACCGCUCCGCGAUGUAGACCUGACGGGCCCUGACGGCUCUCUCUGCUCCUUUGCCACAACGGACGACUUCUAUGACGACCCGUGUUUCGACUCCCCGGACCUGCGCUUCUUCGAGGACCUGGACCCGCGCCUGAUGCACGUGGGCGCGCUCCUGAAACCCGAAGAGCACUCGCACUUCCCCGCGGCAGCGCACUCGGCCCCGGGCGCGCGUGAGGACGAGCAUGUGCGCGCGCCCAGCGGGCACCACCAGGCGGGCCGCUGCCUACUGUGGGCCUGCAAGGCGUGCAAGCGCAAGACCACCAACGCUGACCGCCGCAAGGCUGCCACCAUGCGCGAGCGGCGCCGCCUGAGCAAAGUAAAUGAGGCCUUUGAGACACUCAAGCGCUGCACGUCGAGCAACCCGAACCAGCGGUUGCCCAAGGUGGAGAUCCUGCGCAACGCCAUCCGCUAUAUCGAGGGCCUACAGGCUCUGCUGCGUGACCAGGACGCCGCCCCCCCUGGCGCAGCCGCCGCCUUCUACGCGCCGGGCCCUCUGCCCCCAGGCCGCAGCGGCGAGCACUACAGCGGCGACUCUGACGCGUCCAGUCCGCGCUCCAACUGCUCCGACGGCAUGAUGGACUACAGCGGCCCCCCGAGCGGAGCCCGGCGGCGGAACUGCUACGAAGGCGCCUACUACAGCGAGGCGCCCAGCGAACCCAGGCCCGGGAAGAAUGUGGCGGUGUCGAGCCUAGACUGCCUAUCCAGCAUCGUGGAGCGCAUCUCCACCGAGAGCCCUUCGGCGCCCGCGCUCCUGCUGGCGGAGGCGCCUCCGGAGUCGCCUCCGCGCGUGCCAGAGGCUGCCGCCCCCAGCGAGGGAGAGAGCGGCGACCCCACCCAGUCCCCGGACGCCACCCCGCAGUGCCCUGCGGGUGCGAACCCCAACCCGAUCUACCAGGUGCUCUGAGGGGCGGGUGGCCACACACCCGCCCGAGGGAUGGUGCCCCUAGGGUCCCUCGCGUCCAAAAGAUUGAGCUUAAAUGCCCCCUCCCAACAGCGCUUUAAAAGCGACCCUUCCCGAGGUGGGAGAGGCUAGAUAACUGAAGUUUUCCGCCCCCCGCCCCCCAGGGCAAGGACACAGCGCGGUUUUUUUCCGCACAGCACCCUUCCUGGAGCCCCAUUGCGAUGGCCGCUCAGUGUUCCUCGGUGGGCCAGGGCUGAAUCUUUAGGGCUAGGUUCAGCUUUCUUGCGCCCUCCCCCAUGGGGGUGAGACCCUAGCAGACCUAAGCCCUGCUCCUGGAUGCAUCGGUCAUUUGAGGGGCGUGAGGCCCAGGUGCAUUCCCGUCCCAAUUGUAGCAGGUGUAACCGUAACCCACUCCACCCUCAUCUAGUUCCCCGGUUCAGGACCACUUUUUGUAAUACUUUUGUAAUCUAUUCCUGUAAAUAAGAGUUGCUUUGCCAGAGCAGGAGCCCCUAGGGCUGUAUUUAUCUCUGAGGCAUGGUGUGUGGUGCUACAGGGACUUUGUACGUUUAUACCGCAGGCGGGCGAGCCGCGGGCGCUCGCUCAGGUGUUCAAAAUAAAGACGCUAAUUUAUACUGC
Molecule: messenger RNA, 2534 nt
Organism: Cebus imitator (Panamanian white-faced capuchin)
Lineage: Eukaryota; Metazoa; Chordata; Mammalia; Primates; Cebidae
Gene: MYOD1
Product: myogenic differentiation 1
Exons: 4
Coding region: 942-1901 (319 amino acids)
Biological process (GO): muscle organ development; regulation of transcription by RNA polymerase II; positive regulation of myoblast differentiation
Molecular function (GO): protein dimerization activity; RNA polymerase II cis-regulatory region sequence-specific DNA binding; DNA-binding transcription factor activity, RNA polymerase II-specific
Source: RefSeq, a predicted model, not a curated record